AUGAUGUUCAACUUGAAUUCAAACAUAGGAUCACUCAGGUGCCUACAAGAUGAGACUAGUAAUAAUGUUAGAGUGGCUGACCUCAAGGUUGUUGGAUCUUUUAUUGAAUUCACUCCUGAUGCAUCUGAAGUGAUUAUGUGGCUAGGAGACAUCUUUAGAGCCCAAGUUGUGGAUACAACAGAAUACUCAUUAACAAUAGAGGUCACUGGGGAUCCUGGGAAGAUGGUUGCUGUUCAGAGAAACUUAGCCAAAUUUGGAAUCAAAGAGCUCACAAGAACAGGGAAGAUUGCUUUAAGAAGAGAAAAAAAUGGUCACACGGUUGAUGAGAACUUGAGUGUGGUUUCAGGGGGAGAUGUUUAUCCUGUGGAGUACUAUAAUAAGUUCUCAAUGAAUCAAGUCCUUGACCCCCAUUGGGGUGUGCUUUAUGAAGAAGAUUUAAUUGGUCAUAAGUCUCACACUGUGAACAUUCUUGUCAAUAAUGCUCCUGGAGUUCUCAACCUGGUCACCGGAGUUAUAUCCAGAAAGGGUUACAACAUCCAGGGUUGA
Messenger RNA from Lactuca saligna, 546 nucleotides. The record is from the annotation of a GenBank genome assembly. Lineage: Eukaryota; Viridiplantae; Streptophyta; Magnoliopsida; Asterales; Asteraceae.